Messenger RNA from Homalodisca vitripennis (glassy-winged sharpshooter), 4004 nucleotides. RefSeq lists its product as uncharacterized. The transcript has 4 exons. The record is from RefSeq and is a predicted model, not a curated record. Bases 93 to 3122 code for a protein of 1009 amino acids. NCBI's taxonomy places the organism in Eukaryota, Metazoa, Arthropoda, Insecta, Hemiptera, Cicadellidae.
CGCCGUAGCUCGGAACCGCUCAGUCGUUCGCUUCGCUCGAUACGUGUAGUGUUCGGUACUGUCUUCGGUCGCGUUCUUCCGCGGUGUGAAGCAUGAAGGGUGGAGUGCCUUGUAGUAACGGGCGGUGGUGGGGGUGUGCGGUGAUCGUCACCCUCCUGGUGCUGCCGUCCUGCCUUGCCAGACCCAGUCCCGACUCAGAUUCUGAGUCGUGGCGUCCAGUGGUCUCUGGACAUAGAGCCAACAGGCCACUUUUUUGGGGAAACGAAGGAGAGAGAGAAAGCAAGAGUCAGGAACAAGUGAAGGCUGAGCCGUCGCCCACAGUUGCGAGUGUCGCUAGAGCCCAGCCCACCAACCCGACACCUAUCGGAGAGAGUCUCAAGAUGGUCACCAAACAGUUGCUGCAGUCUCCCGAGGCGACAGACAUGGUUGCAACUGACAUCAGAACACCACCAAAAAUUAAAACCCAACAUCUCAACACUGACGAGUUUGUACCUGUAGGCAAAGGUGAAGCAAUUCCUCUUGAUGCUGACAACAUUCAUUCAUACCAGGUAGUGACAAAUACACAGUAUGUAAAGCCUGCUACUGCCGAGUCAACUCCUGCAAGUGGGAUUUCAACAUGGAUUCUACUGAAUGGCAGCGAACAAUCGACUCAGGCAUCACAGAAGAAACAGCCGACAAAACCACUUGCAGUGGCCUCUACUCAGGCUCCUCCAAAGAAGAAGGUUUCCAAGCCAAUUCAGGAAGCCCUAAAAACAGCACCUGAAAAUGUAAAAAAUUCCACAUUUAUUAAAUCAGAAAGCAAGAACGCAGCUACGAUCACAAAAGUUGAAAACCCUAAGAAAACUCAACAAUCAGUAAAUCAAGAACCUCUUGUUAAAAUACCUGCACUGAUGCUGCAAGAUGCAAAAUUCAAAAACAAAACUCCUAUAGUGGUUGGCAGAGUUCCUUCUGCAGCAACAGUAAAGAAUAAGCCAGAAAAUAUUGUUUCGGUUAAAAAAAGUAAUGCUACAAACACUCCAAUCACAACAGGUAAGAUUGAAGCCCUCGCACCUCAGUCAGUUAGAAGAAAGGUUUCUGCAGCUCCAAGUCCAGCCACCACUCCCUCUUCUACAACACUACCAUCUAAGCCAGUCUACCAGUAUGAGUUGGUUCCGACUACCUCAGUCAUUGUUCACACAGACAUUGUGAAUGCAGAGACAACAGAGGAAGUUGGAACAACGGAAACUCCCACAACUACUACUAAGAGAACUCGCAAACCAGGCACAAAGAAGAGGAAGAAGAACAAGAACCGUCGUCGCCGCCCUUCCAAGAAACCAGAUGGUGUUGUUGAAAGCAAAAUCACAGAAGAGAACAAUUCUACUAGGAUUGCGCCGAGUGGAUCUAGACCUCUGUCUACGAGAAUUUACAACUACUUAUCCAGGGAGAUCAUGCCCACUGUAGGAGUUGGAAUUGUAGGUCUAGUUCUCACAGCAGGACUAGCUGGACUACUCUUGUAUCCAUUUGGAGGUGGAGUGGCAGCACGGAGAACUUACGAAAAAUCACCUACUCCAUCUCCAGAUGGUCAUAUGUACUAUUAUAACGAGUACAAUUCCAAUGGCGAGGUAGAUAAUGGUCAGCCUGAAGAAACAGUGUUUGGGCAAGUGCUCGCAGGAAUGCAGCAAACAGAAAAUAAAUACAACAAAUACUCAAGACCUCAAUCACCAGUUUCAGCAGCAGCAGCUUCCUCACCAACACGGUAUUCCACUCAGAGUAAAUACAGGUAUGAUCCUUCUCACGAGUAUGGUUACCAAACGGGAUACCAGAAAGACAAGUAUUCAGCACUGAGUGAUGUGUCAACUACGCUAGGAAGAAACCCGGAAGGCUACUCCACUUUACCAGACUCUGCCAGUUUAAAUACAAAGUAUAGUCCUUCAUAUAGCCUCAGUGGUGCCCAGUACACUGGUCCGAGUGGUAGCUCUGUGAUUACUCAGUAUGGAGAUCCCAAAUACACCUCUUCUGUCAGUGCUUCUAUAGGCACAGGGUACGAUGACCAGAAGUACACGUCUUCUGUGGACACAACCAGUGGUGUUCAAUACAACUCAAAAUAUUCGUCCUCAAUCGAUUCGAAUGGCAACUCGGAUUCUAACAAUGUCAAAUAUUCAACUCUGACAGGCCUGAGUGUUGAGCCCCAAAAUAGCAAAUAUUCCUCUGUUAGUGAUGAUCAGUCAACCAAGUAUUCUCAGAGUAGUAAGUACUCAUCAUUGAUAGAAGAUCAAGAGAGUAAAUAUCACCAAAACCCUAAAUACACUUCCAUGACUGACAGCCAAAACACAAAAUACACGUCUAUGACAGACAAUCAGAACAGCAAAUAUCCUUCAGUAAGUGAAGACAAAUCUAGUAAAUAUCCCACACCAGCUGAGUACACAGCUUACAGCAAUCCUUCUGAGAUCGGAACUCAAUCAGGGAGCUACACCAGUAGCAACCAUAAGCAAACAGGCUAUGCUGACAUUGAGUACGAUGAAACCAAGAGUCUACCAUCAUUGACAGAGGAGGACAAGUCCGAUAAAAGUCAGCCAACUUUCAGUGCUCUGCAUGCAAGUGAUGACUCGUAUUCAAAUGUUGAUUCAAUGUCUAUGUUUUCUGGGAGUUAUAACAACGAGGUUAGGCAUCGUCAAGGGGUGCUGGCAGUUGAACACGGCCCGAGGAACAUCAAACUUGACCGUCAAAAGAGACAAAUCGAUCUAAAUCAAAACGAAGUUGAUGGGUCACUUCCUGAUGAGCAAACGACAACUGAAAGAGGCGAUUCAACGACUACAGAUGUGCCAACGACAGAAAAAUCAACAGAUGAUGAAAAGGACAAUUCUUCACCUUCUCAUGAAAACACAGUUGAAAGUACAACAUGGAGUAUGCCCAAAGAACCAGAAUUGACAACAGUUGCACCUUCCCGAGAUCAUGGUUUCUUCGGCUUUCUGAGAAGACUUGCACAGAUGAAACUAAGAAUGGGUCUUGAACUCUUGAGAUCUACGACUCAUGCAGUAGCUAGAUACUUGGAUACCGUGCAGAAGAGAAUGGAAAAUGUUGUACGAGACAUGGACAAGAAAACUUCAAGGCAAAGGAGAGAAAUUUUCAAAAAGGCAAUGUAAUGAAUCUAAAACUACAGACGAAGAGCUCAAUACUUUAGGGCAUUAAGUUAUUUCAACUGAAUCAUAAGCUCUUUUGUUAUUCGUUUAAACUCUCCUGAAUUUCUAUCUGUCUCCAGCCAUUGAAUUUAUUAUUUUGUCAUAUUCAGAGUUUGCUUGUUUUAAUAACACAUCUGAAAAGAUUAUUUUUGAUAAAUUUAAUUAUGUGAAUUGUUAAGCUCAUCUGAAAGUAAACUAUUUCAGUUGGUGAAGGGAUAGGGGAAAUAAUCGGCAUUUUGUGAAUUAAUUUUGUGUACAGUACAAGUAACUGAUAUUUUAUUUCACAUGAAAAAACUAUUAUAAAUUUUACUAAAUAUUUUAAAAUAUGGUAUCAAUUAAUUGAUCAAUAUAUUAUAUAAAUCAAUGGAGAAUCUGAUAGAUGGAUCGACUAUUUAGGACAUGGUUAUAUGAAACCCCAAUUUUACACUCAAAUUGUUAUUAGAUGUGUAAACAGGACGAACUCCUCAUCACUAAUUAUUCAUGAAGCUUUUUUUCUUACUUAUAACAAUAGAGGAUAUCUUGCUGAUUACAAAUCUAUUGACAUUCAUACGAUAGUUAAAGCAAUAACAAUUUAAUAUUAUAGGAAACAGCGAAUGUGUUUGUUUUCAAUAUUGUGAUAGUCAGUGAGUGAUUGUGUAUUUCAUUAUUCUUUGAUCAUUGUGAGGCAAUGUUUUACUAGCUUUUUUGUUGUAUUUUUUUAUCUUGCCUCUCUAUCAAUACUUAAAAUCUUAGCUAGACUAUUAGUUAUGACACAGACUAAUAUGUGUAAUAGUAUUAGUUAUUUAUUUAUGUUGAAUAUUGUACAUAUUUUUAUACUUGUGAAUAAAUAUUGUGUAUAAAAACUGA